AUGAAGUCCAACGGGGCAGUUCUGAGUGCUUUUCUCACGUUCACUUUUCUAGUCGUCGCAUCAGGGUUGUCCGACAACACGUGGUCCAUCGCGUCCAACGCCACCGGCAGAGCGAUGCAACAGGACAACCGUUGCAUUUUGCACAUGGACGAUAUAUACAGAGUAAAUUACUGCUCGAAUAGAGCGUGUCCUAGCUGGAAGUGUCAAGACGAUUCAGCGAUAAUACACGGGACGUGUUGCGGUUGUCCCAACAUUUUUGGAGAUGACGUUCCGGUAUUGUGUGUUAAGGAUUUGAAAUGCCCACAUUUAAUGAAGGACCUGUGCAGCAACUACAACUUCAUGAUUUUGUGUUGUUGUUCCCGAAUUAAUAAUAAUUAUUAUAACUACAAUAGCUAUAUUUGA
This is a messenger RNA of Macrosiphum euphorbiae (potato aphid), 402 nucleotides long. The record is from the annotation of a GenBank genome assembly. Lineage: Eukaryota; Metazoa; Arthropoda; Insecta; Hemiptera; Aphididae.